AUGCCUCGUAACUAUAAGCCCGAUCCACGGGGUAAGCAAUAUCGAAAAUAUGACCAGGAGACAAUUAAACAAGCUUUGGAAGAGUUUGAUACUACACCAAACUGCUCAUUAGCCUCUAUCGCAAAUAAAUAUAAUAUUAACAAAUCGGUGCUAUACCGACACAGUAAAAAAAUUAUGAAAACACAAGGUGGUCAAAAUGCCUUAGAUGACGACACAGAACGCCACAUCGUCAAUUAUAUAAAUAUUUGCGGCAAUUAG
Molecule: messenger RNA, 258 nt
Organism: Pieris macdunnoughi
Lineage: Eukaryota; Metazoa; Arthropoda; Insecta; Lepidoptera; Pieridae
Source: the annotation of a GenBank genome assembly